Molecule: messenger RNA, 1197 nt
Organism: Sparassis crispa
Lineage: Eukaryota; Fungi; Basidiomycota; Agaricomycetes; Polyporales; Sparassidaceae
Product: Guanine nucleotide-exchange factor SEC12
Exons: 10
Coding region: 1-1197 (398 amino acids)
Biological process (GO): protein secretion
Cellular component (GO): endoplasmic reticulum membrane
Molecular function (GO): guanyl-nucleotide exchange factor activity; protein binding; GTPase activator activity
Source: RefSeq, a predicted model, not a curated record
AUGCGCACGAAGCACACGUCCCAUCCACUUUCUGCCUUCCCCGUCUAUUCAUGUGCUUUCGUGUCAUCCAAUGAAUUCGUGUUGGGUGGAGGUGGGGGUCAAUCUAGGAGUGGUAUCAAGAACAAGUUGAGACUAUAUCGCGCGGAGAAUGACAAGAAGCUAGAACUAUUGCAGGAGCUGGAGCUCGAAUCCGGUGAAGAUGCCCCCAUGAGCAUGGCUGCCCACCCAAAGAAUAAGGAUUUUGCCUGCGGUGUCAAUAGCUCUGCUGAGAAUAUGCGAAGCGGUGACAACCAGAAUUGUCGGUUAUACAGUGUCGAGGAUCACAAGAUAAAGGCAUUGGGUAGCCGAAGCACGCUGGUAUUGAAAGAGGCAGAGGAUGACUUCCAGAAAGUCACGGUCUUCUCCCCAGAUGGUAUCCUAUUAGCUGUGAGCGGCUCACGGGAUCUUUCCCUAUUGUACUACCCCUCUCUUUCCCCUGCAGCUCUACCUGUCCACUUAGACAAGGGGGAAAUAUAUGACGCUUCCUUCUCUGCCAAGACAUUGGUCAUUGCUACAACAGUCAAUCUUCUGGUGUAUGCUCUACCGUCGUCAGACAUACCUGAAAAAAGUGAUAAGGCGACCGGAAAGCAGAAACAGAUACCUCCUGUAGAGCUCUGUCUGCUGAAGACUGUAGACCGGCCCAAUCUACCUGGUAAAGAUGCAGGUGGUAGUUUCCGCUCUGUGAGGUAUCAUCCUCUUGACGAGAACACUCUCUAUACCGUAAUCAAUACCAUUCCGCCACGGACUCGCACGAAGUCGACACCUAGGCGGGCUUUUAUCUGCAAGUGGAAUGCCGAGACAUGGGAAGUGAUUCGGUCGAGGAAGGUCGGAGAUCGAGGAUUGACGUGUUUCGACGUGAGCCCGAAUGGUAAGCUAUUGGCAUUUGGAUCUGCAGAUUAUACGGUUGGGAUAUUGGACGCGCAAACACUUGCUCCUCUUCUGGACGUCCUGAAGGCACAUGAGUUUCCGCCCACAACGCUUCGAUUUAACACAACGUCGAACUUGUUGAUUUCAGGCAGUGCAGACAGCACUGUACGGAUUGUCACUAUUCCCGAUACGUUAGCCGCAGCAUCAUGGAGUUCGUGGAUCCUCAUCAUUGUUACUUUACUCGUCAUUAUCUUCGCGAUACUUGCUCAGCAAAUGCACCAUCAUCUCUGA